AACGCCUCCUCAAUCUUAUCGAAAGACGACAUUAAAAGAAAAAAAACAGACGAGAUAAUGGAGAGAUCUACGCUCAAACGAACAUCGAGUUUUCCAGAUAUUGAGGCUGUUCAGGGGUGUUCGACUUUGAAUUUGCUGCCAAAAGCCGGAUCUAGAUCUACGCUCAAACGAACAUCGAGUAUUCCUGAUUUUGAGCCUGUUAAGUCUCUGCGUUCGACUUUGAUUCUGCAGCCAAAAGCCGGAUCUCCAUUGCUGAUGCUGAUUGCAGAAGAGUAUGGUUGUCGUAUUUACAACCCAGAAGAUGGUAGGGUUUACGAGCCGAAGAGUGACUUUUCAGGGUAUCGAUUCCUGGGAAGCUCAGGUAAGUGGUUUCUGGUGGUAGAUUCUCGAAUGAAACUCUAUAUUAUAGAUGUAUUUAGCGAGAAGAGGAUCGAUCUUCCACCACUAGAAUCAUUUAAGGGUAGCCAUUUUAAGAUUUGGCGUGAAGGAGAGGAGAAUGUCAAGCAUAUGGUAAUGGAUGAUGAGGAUCCAUUUUGUGAUGAAUUUCCUCAUGCUGCCGAAGAUCUGAGAGGUCGUUUGUGGGUUGACGACAAGAAUGGAAACUACGUUGUUGUGUGGCAGUUUGAAAUGUACCCAUUUCUAGGGUUUUGCAGGACAGGGGAUGAUCAUUACCGCGAGAUUCCAACAGAGCUCGAGGUUCAGAGGGAGUUACGAGGUUUAAACGAUAUGGUACUGAAAGGUUACAAUCUUUACGUCUAUGCCACCCGUGAGUUCAUUCGACACUUAGAUUUGUCUGGACAAGAUGAAGAUGGUUUCAAGGAUGUAUCCGAGAAACAUAGGCUUCCAAUGUGGAUGCCAAGUAUGACAAUGAAGGAACGUGAACGUAUGAAGCAAAAGAGGUCUAUCCCAUCUAACAAAGGCAUUGCUGUUACAAGAGCAGGUCAAGUUUUGGUUGUCUUUACGUACGAUUUAGGUACCUCUGAAAGUCACAGGAUGUUCCAUCUGUACAAGAGGGAUCCUAAAGAUCUUGACCCGAAAACCCUCGACACCCGGCUUCUUGAGGUACAUUCUCUAGGUGAUGAGGCCCUCUUCUAUGAUUUGGGUAUUACCGUGCCUGCUGACCAUACCCUUGGAAUUGAGCCUAACUCCAUUUAUUUCACUCGUGAUGAUCGUAUCUGUCACAAUAAAUUGUCAUGCCUCGACAUCGGUGUCUUCAAUCUUGCAACAAAGACCGUCAAACGCUUCCACGGUCUCUCCAACUUCAACUUCAACGAUGCUCAGUGGUUUCUUCCUUCUUGAUUCUAGCCUUCUCCAUGGUUUCUCCCUCGGCCUUGCUCUGUUGUCGUAUAAAUAAAUUUCAAAAUAGAAAAUGUUCAUAGUUCACUUACGUUGAUGAUCAUAACAUAAAUUUAGUGUCCGACAGCUAAGUGUCUAUUAAGGCAUUAAUUGAUGUUAGAGUAUUGUGGAUUACAAGUUUACAACGAUCAUGUUGUUGGGAUGUCAGUUUAGUUUUGGUAAACCGACUUAUUUGUUAUUGCUAGUUUAGCUUUGUUAAUUAACGUUCUGACUUUGAUUAUGCUUUAGUGCAUAUGUAAAGGUAUCCUAUCGUAUAUAAAAUCAAUCCAUGGAAAUAGUGGCUGCAUGCAUACCCAAAUCACAUGUGUGUGCAAAUAUUAAUUGUGCUGGUUAGAAGAUAUUAAUUACAAGAUUAAGCAUUUUACUUCACUUACUUCGUUUUUUUUAUUUUGUAUGUAGAGUUUGUGAAAGUCCAUAGACAACACAAUAUCAAAGAGUUCACGACACAUGUGUGCCUCCACACUUCCACUUACUCUUUUUUCACAACUCGUUCUUGUCAUAUAUUUUGUUGUUGGUUGUUUUCAUUUGAGUAACCUAAUGUAUGUUUAUUCGUUAUAUGUUAAACAAUCACAGUAUUAGCUAGCUGGUAAAGUUAAAGCGACAUAUUAGAGUAAUAAAGAUCUCAUAAUGUGUAUA
Messenger RNA from Arabidopsis thaliana (thale cress), 1992 nucleotides. Its product is annotated as F-box protein (DUF295). The coding region runs from base 58 to 1299 and encodes 413 amino acids. NCBI's taxonomy places the organism in Eukaryota, Viridiplantae, Streptophyta, Magnoliopsida, Brassicales, Brassicaceae. The transcript has a single exon. The record is from RefSeq and is marked reviewed.